This is a messenger RNA of Hemicordylus capensis (graceful crag lizard), 3607 nucleotides long. Its product is annotated as E3 ubiquitin-protein ligase TRIM39-like. The coding region runs from base 82 to 1077 and encodes 331 amino acids. Gene Ontology annotation, molecular function: zinc ion binding; protein binding. NCBI's taxonomy places the organism in Eukaryota, Metazoa, Chordata, Lepidosauria, Squamata, Cordylidae. The transcript is spliced from 8 exons. The record is from RefSeq and is a predicted model, not a curated record.
AGAGCUGAUGGGGAGGAGUCGGCACUGGGAGCGGGACGGGAGGAAAAGGAAACUCUUCGUUUGCCUCGUGGUCUCGGAGCCAUGGCCGCUCUCAAUCCCUGCAAGAGGUUUUGGGACGAGAAAGCAACUUGCCCUCUUUGCCAGCGCUUCUUCACAGAGCCUGUAAUGCAGGAUUGCGGGCACAACUUCUGCUCCUUCUGCAUUAACAAAUUCUGGCGGGAGUCAAACCGAUGCAUCUGUCCUCUGUGCGAACAGAUCAUUCAGCCGUGGACCAUGAGGGAGAACACGGAGCUGGUCAGUCUCGUUGUAUUAGCCCAAGAGUUGAGUGCUCGGGCGAAGGAGGAAGCAGAAGCACGGGGAGUCUGCGAGAUGCACCAGGAGCCCCUGGCGCUCUUCUGCAAGGACCACGAGGCCCUCGUCUGUGUGCUGUGUCACCGAUCCAUGGAGCACCAACCUCACCGUGUGGUUCCUGUGGAGGAGGCGGCCCCGGGGUACAAGGAUCAGAUCUGCACUUCUCUGGAGAGGAUGAGGAAGAGGAGAGAAGAAAUUACCACAUUUAAAGCAAACACGGAGAAGGAACACAAAGGUCUCCUUAAGCAAACAGCAGCCCAGAAGCAGAAGAUGGAGGCUGAAUUCCGACAGCUACACCAGCUUCUGGUAGAAGAAGAGAAAAAUCAGAUGGUUAAGAUAGAAGAGGUGGAGAAGGAGAUUGCAAGAAAAAUGGACGAAGUGAUGACUAGCGUGACGAGGAUGCUCUCCCUUCUUGAAAAACCCAUCCAGGAGAUGGAGAAAAAAUGUCAGCAGUCAGCAAGUGAACUUAUGCAGAGUGUUAGCAACACCUUGCAGAGGGGUCAGAAGGUCAUAUCUAUUGUUCAUAGGUUUUUUUGUGUCACACCUUUUCCUUGUGCUCUGAAGGGGAGAAUCCGGGACUUGUGUGAUAUAAAUCCCUUCCUGAAGCAAAUCAGAGACAAUCUGGUAUCUGAAUUUCAGCCACAGAAAGCCAAUGUCACUCGGGAUCCGGAUACAGCUCAUCCCCGACUCAUCCUGGCUGAGGAUCGUAAAAGUUUCUCUUGCUGAUUUUUCUCUUGCUUGUGGUGAACAAACUGCCCCCACCCCAGGCAGCAAAAGAUAAAGGUGUGACAACAAGUCUUUGUCAUCAUUCGUUCCACCUGAGAGUUUGCAGGAAUAUAACUGCCAGGUAACUUCUAUGUGUUUUGUGGAUGCUGAUUUUUAUUAGGGUUUUUAAAAGGUAUUGAUUUGUAUGAGUCACUUUAAGAUUUGAAUCGGCUCCAAAGGAUGAAACAAAAAUGUACAAGUUAAUUAGUCUACAGAUAAGGCAUGGCCACCUCAUGGUGCAGCAGAGAAAUGCUUGACUAACAAGUAGAAGGUUGCCGGUUUGAAUCCCCACUGCUACUAUAUCGGGCAGCAGCAAUAUAGGAAGAUGCUGAAAGGCAUCAUCUCACACUGCGUGGGAGGAGGCAAUGGUAAAUCCCUCCUGUAUUCUACCCAAGAAAACCACAGGAUCUGUGGGUGCCCAGAGUCAAAAUCAACUUGACAGCACACUUCACCUCACAGAUAAGGCCCUUAUUUAACACUGACUUUGGCAAGCAGCUAAUUUGGUUAAUUUAAAGCAUGUGUUAGCUUCAGUCUCCAGGAUAUUUGGAAGGAAAUAGGAAGACUACUGUGACUAACUAACUACCCAAUUAUAGGGGCAACCAACACUUGCAAUCAAUAUUUUACAGGAUAAGAGCAAGAAAGCAAGGAUGAAUUCAAACUUAAAUAAAUAAACAGAACUUAGACAACAGUUCUUAUUCUUAUUUUAACUACCAAUGGCAAAUACAAUUGUUAUUAAAACAAGACAUAAAUAGAAUUGUAAAAUACACUUCUGUGGUGGCUCCCCCUCUCUAGAAUUCCCUCUAGGGAGGUUCCCCCCUACACAAUAAAUUGUGGUUGGGGAUGAUGGGAGUUGUAGUUCAACAACAGCUGGAGAGACUAACUUGCCUAGCCCUGCCUUAGCAUCUUCAUGAUUGUCAUUUAGGCAUCAGGCAACCUUUAUCCUAUUCAGCUGAGGUUUUAAUGAGCAUCAGUGUGUUUUAUUGGUUUCAUUCUGGUGCUUUUAUCUUGUAUGGUUGAUUUUAUUGGCACUGAUGUCUUAUUUUAAAUAUGCUGUGUUUUGGUGAUCUUGACUUUGAUUUCAACUUCCCUGUGGAAUGUCACAAUGAAAAGACUUAACAGCCAUUUCUUUAAAUAAAGUAACUCAAUUAGUAAAUGAGUCUGGUUUGCUUUUCAGCCUGAAGAGAAAACUUUAUUAAAAAGAUACCUGUCGACACAUUUAGAACAUCACCAAAUACAUUAUACAGGAAUAAAGAGAAAUCCUCUUUUAAAAACUCUAUUUAACUGCUUGCUGAUUAACUUCCAGUAUAAAUCAGGGGUUCCCCAGCUGUGUUUUCUCUAAUUUUUUUCAUCAGUGAGUGGAAGUUUUGUUCUGGGCAGCAGUAUCGAGGCAGUGUGUGCACAUGUGCAUUAUUAUGUGCCAACACACACACCACAAAUAUGGAAGGAAAGAAGCACUCUUGCUCCAGUAGGCACCUAUGGAGGAAUCUGGAGGAAAGCCACAGCAGAUUUGUUUGUUAUAUCUUGCCUUUCUGGGAAGCGACACAAAAUGUUUUUAAAUAUUGAAACACCAGUCAUGCUUGAAGGGGGAACUACCAUCACGGUGAUGGCUGGCGCUUCCAUGAGCAGCAAUCUGGAUCACCCAAGGUUGCUGUUCAAAGAAGCUCCAGCCAUCACAGUUACGGCACUUCCCCCUUCACAACAAAAGGAGCCAUGAUUGGAACCAGGAGUGGCUGGCUUGAGGGGGUGAGUGGCCAGGAUUUCCUCGCCAUUCUUGCCACCAUAAGUGUGAGCACUGCUGCCAGGAUAAGGUGUGAAUAGCGCUAUUGGGUCUGGAAGUCCUGAGUUCUUUGGACAAACCCAGCCUGCAAAGCCUGGCACUCCUAAGCCUUGCCUCAGUCUCGGGCUCCUUAGAAAUGUUGCCUCCUGAAAAGCCUGUGAUGGACUGAAACUUCUGCAGGCCCAGGGAUGUGAUACGUGGAUUUCAAUAAUUCUCCAUUUCUUAGGGAGGGUGAAGGUGGUGUAAAACUAAUGCAGGCCAACAGGGAAAACGGCCCCUGGGAACUGUCCUUUAGCCCAGGGUUUCUCACACUAGGAGUCAGGAGGACCCACCAGGAAGUCCCAAGCAACUCAAGAGGGAGCUGUCAGGAGUGCAGGGGCCUUACCCAAUGCUUGGAGAUGGAUGUAGGGAGGCAGAUGGAGACAGAAGCCAGUAACAACUGGGCUCUGUUCACAAAGCCAAAGGCAGGCACAGCCUACUUGUGUGAAUCAGUUUUUUUCAGCAAUUGUUGCUCUAAAGAGCAAUGACUGGUACAGUCAUUCUUAUUGUCUCAUACACACAUAUCGGGGCUGAUGAAAUCGACAUGCACACACUCAGGAAAGGAGAAAUGUCUUGAAAAUAAAGGGCAGCCAUUAAACUUUGAUGGUUUAACUAUUGUUUCUCAGAUAGAUUGGACCUGUUCCCCUAUAUCGUGCUUCUACCCGACAGUGGUUG